Messenger RNA from Effrenium voratum, 852 nucleotides. The record is from the annotation of a GenBank genome assembly. NCBI's taxonomy places the organism in Eukaryota, Dinophyceae, Suessiales, Symbiodiniaceae.
AUGGAUGAUGCUUUGAAAGCAGAGAUUAAUGCAGUGAGAUGUGAUGAAGGGCUUCAGAUCAACAGAAAGUGUCAGGUCAUUUUGAGCAAGCUGCAAGCUGCAGGCUUGCUGUGGGAGCAGAAGGUGAUGCCUGUGCAGUUGCUGGUGCAUCCCAGCAACCGAUCUGGGGCCAUGCUCAACAGCUUUGACAUGCAUGCCAAAGGAGCCAUGGUUUUGACCAUGGGGUGCUUGGUGGACAAGCUGAGUGACUCCUUGGCUUUUGAAAUGGCAAAGGAGCCAGGCCAGAAGCAGACGCAACUGCAGGCAAACCUGGAGCUGGUAAGCGCGUCAGAGAACAAAAUUGCCCCAGUGCUCUCCACAGAAAGAUAUUUGACAGUGGCUUGCUCCCAUGUGGGCAUGUUUAUGAAAACAGUGGCAGCAGGCACUUGCAGCACAGAGCACGAAGAACUUGCCAGAGUGAACAAUGGCCUGCUGACCUUGGACAGUUUGCUUUCAAAGUAUGCAGACCCGGUCUUAGAAGCUUUGAUCAAGGAAGGCUGGACAUGGAAGGUGAUCAGCGCAGAAGUGGAAGAACACCUUGAGUGGCUCCCCGGGUUCUUGCAAGGCAGCUUGAACACUUCUCAACAGGUGGCAAGCACGCCCACGGAGAUGGAGCAAGCAAUGAGCUUGGCUUUCUGGUACAGCAGGAGCAAGGACUUGGAUGUUGCCAUUGCCCAGACCGCAGCCUGCAUGCCACUCAGGGCUCACUAUGUGCCCAUGAUUGCUCAAUGGGUAGCAAAGUAUGGUGGAGGUGAGGAGUUCCCUUUGGUGAAGCUUGCAGAGUCCAUCAGUGACUGGUUUGCAUUAACUUAA